GCGUUCCCGCCCGGGCGGAAGCCCUGGGAGCGCAUCCCAGGCUAGCGCGGGUGUCUGGUCUUCACCUACUGAGACUUUUCUCUACUGAGCUGUAGGAGGCGAGUCCGGGGCUCCCUGGUCCUCCAGAGGCUCUCAGGAACGCCUGGCCUUAGCACAGCUGCAAAAGCAGCAGGACUUAGUGGUCUGUUUUUCUUUCUUCCUUGCCACUCGGGCUGGCCCCCAGAAUCCUAGGAUCGGCUGGAGGGACCUGAGUCUUGGUGGUAGGAUGGGAAACAGUGCUCUCCGCGCUCAUGUAGAAACGGCGCAGAAAACUGGUGUCUUUCAGCUUAAGGACCGUGGUCUGACCGAGUUCCCCUCAGAGUUGCAGAAACUGACGAGCAACCUUAGGACCAUCGACUUGUCCAACAACAGGAUAGAGAGCCUACCGACUCUGCUGAUAGGGAAGUUCACUUUGCUGAAGAGCCUCUCCCUGAACAACAACAAACUAACUGUUCUACCUGAUGAGUUAUGCAACCUAAAGAAACUAGAGACUCUAAGCCUAAACAACAAUCAUCUGAGAGAGCUGCCAUCUACCUUUGGGCAACUUUCUGCCCUCAAGACCCUGAGCCUUUCUGGGAACCAACUAGGAGCACUACCACCCCAACUUUGUAGCCUACGGCACCUGGAUGUGGUAGAUCUCUCUAAGAACCAGAUUCGGAGUAUACCUGACAUCGUGGGGGAGCUGCAGGUCAUCGAACUCAAUCUCAACCAGAACCAGAUAUCUCAGAUCUCAGUAAAGAUAUCUUGCUGUCCUCGCCUUAAAGUUCUUCGCCUGGAAGAGAACUGUCUUGAGCUCAGCAUGCUUCCACAGAGUAUCCUCAGCGAUUCUCAGAUCUGUCUGCUUGCUGUGGAAGGCAAUCUUUUUGAAAUAAAGAAACUUCGAGAACUGGAAGGCUAUGAUAAGUACAUGGAGAGGUUCACAGCCACCAAGAAGAAGUUUGCAUGAUGUUCUCCAGGACCAUGGGAACCUUACUGGACAAUGACAUGGAAUUGUUGGAAUCUGGCUGAAGCAAAGACUCCUGUUGUUGUCAAAGGAUAUCUGCAGUAAGGAGAUGACACUCCAGGAGAUUAUGUUUCACUCAAUGAUCUUUUUUCCUUUUCAGGGCUAUCUCAAACAAGCUAAAAGAAAAAGGAGUCAGGAGACAGGAAGAGUCUUCCAUUUUGAGACAUGGAUAGGGCAAUGGACAAUGCUGAUCUUCAAAACCACCAUUAGUUUGGCUUUAAGAAACCAGUAGCUAGUUGCUAUUUAUAUGGUGAGGGGGUGCUGCCUGGUAACAGAAUAGCUCCACACCACAGCUUGAGAUUAUGUUUAGUUUCAAAGUGUGAGCUUCCAUAAAAGUCACUUGUCAUUCCACCUAUGUGUAAAUACUUUAUAUUUUUAUCAAAUUCAUAUUUGAGUUGCUAUGGUUACUUUAAGGAUUUAUUGUUUUAUUCUAGUCCGUAAGUUUAGCUGUCUAUACUUAGAAUUUAGGAUGCACAUAAGUGCAUCCUAAAGUUGUCUAUACUUAGAAGUUAGGAUGCACAUAAGUUUAUAACUGUCUUGAUUAAAGUGUGCUUUGUUAGAGAAGCACCAACACAACACUAAGAGAUGUUCCCCAAGGCUGCAAUAGCAAAUCCUUUACUAUUGCACGUGCCUUAUUGGUUGAGGGCUCUGAAGAGCUAAAAAUGUAUAUGCAACACUUAUAUGAUUUCAAUAAUCAAGAUUUUCCUGAAGCUUUGUUAAAAAUUAUGUCUUUUUUCUGUAAUCUUCCCCCUUUUUGUAUUUAUAACUCUACUAAUCAAAUUACCUUAAAAAAAUUGCUACGGUAUUUUAAAACAAGUUAUGUUUAUCAAGUUUAUUCUC
Molecule: messenger RNA, 1882 nt
Organism: Sciurus carolinensis (gray squirrel)
Lineage: Eukaryota; Metazoa; Chordata; Mammalia; Rodentia; Sciuridae
Gene: Lrrc57
Product: leucine rich repeat containing 57
Exons: 6
Coding region: 266-985 (239 amino acids)
Molecular function (GO): protein binding
Source: RefSeq, a predicted model, not a curated record